This is a messenger RNA of Parastagonospora nodorum SN15, 1347 nucleotides long. RefSeq lists its product as hypothetical. The record is from RefSeq and is a predicted model, not a curated record. The coding region runs from base 1 to 1347 and encodes 448 amino acids. Lineage: Eukaryota; Fungi; Ascomycota; Dothideomycetes; Pleosporales; Phaeosphaeriaceae. Gene Ontology annotation, molecular function: protein binding. The transcript is spliced from 3 exons.
AUGGAGACAGAAACCCUUCCGCCUCUGCUUGCGCUCCCAUCUGAGCUUGUUCAUCACAUUCUCAGCUACUUGACGCUGCCAGAUCUCUUGACAACCGGCUUAGUCAGCCGUGCAGUCCACGAACACACGCUUGAAGACACCCUAUGGCACACCUUCGUUCAGGACCAAGUUCCCGAACGCAUACCGAAGCCCGCAAAUCUCACCUGGCGAGAGUUGUUUAUACAACAUCACCCGUAUUGGUUCCUCACUAAGAAGAAGAUCUGGUUUGCCGACAUUCCACAUACUGGAAAGCUACUCGUUGCAAGAUAUGAUCAUAGAAUCAACGCCAUCGAAGCUUACGCCCUAGUCGCUGAGCGCCGACAACCUACAUUCCAGACAUGGGAGUACAACCCGGACGCGAUCAUACACACCUUCAGUCCCAAGGUGCAGCUUGAUCUCAAUGCUGCUGUCAUUCGGCUCGAUGCGGAAGCUUACGAGCGGGCAAGUGGCGACAUUGGAUAUCGACUGCAAAAGGAAAUACCCAUGAACGUGUCCUACGAGCUGUCUCCAUCGACUCCAGCCCAGAAGCCUGCUACUCUGGACGAUAUGUCUACUUCAACGUUUCGGAUCCGCCGAUGGAUGGAAUUUGCGCCUAGACACCACGGCCUCAGCAUGCGCAUUGGAGAGGACAUCAGCACGUGGGCGACGUUGCCUGAAGAGUGCUACACCCCCACGGCACAAAAGCCUUGGCAAGGUAUAUGGUGCGGUGACUAUGCGGGACAUGGUUGCGAGUUCUUAGUGAUCAUGCAACCAGACAACCCCCAACCGCUUCCAGAGCGAGCGGAGUGGGCAAUGCGAUCUCGCGAGCGAGAUGGCAGCGUGAGUAGCGACGGGUCGUGGAGUACUGCGCCUACGGAUGCUGUUGCCUCUGGGGACGAGGAUGACGACUUCGAGACUGCAGACGACUUGGAAGAUAGUGUUGCCACUUUACAGGCAGCAUUCCAUGCGGCGAGUUCGGGAAGUCAUACAGAAGAAGAUGUAGAAGAGCAGGACGAGAGCGUCUAUCAAGGACGCAUCGAAGCUGUGAAGCUGACUGGCGACCCGAACAUCCCACGCGGCGAGUAUACCUUCAUCGCCCCUGAUAUUGGACAGAAUGGUCUGCUCAGAGUAGCAUCUGAGGACAUGUUCAAGGGUGCAAGGAUCGUCAAGUCUGUUGGACACAUUGCUGCACGCGGGUUUAGAGAUGAUACCUACAUGACCUCCCAGCUCAUCCUCAUCUCACACGACCGAUUAGCACAGUAUUGGGAGACCUUCGGCCAUGUCUCUUUCUACCAGCGCGUCAACAUUAAUGAUUUUUCGCGUGUAUGA